UUAUACCUUCAAAUGGAGAGUUGCGAAGCUGUCUGCUCCAAAGAAUAGUGAAUAUAGUUAAACAAAGUGUUUUUGCCAUAAACUAUAAAAUGUCGAGGAAUGGCGAAGUGUCAUCUAAUCAAGGUCCGAGCCGACCGGGCAUGCCGAAGCUUGAUUUCAAUUCACUUGGUUCAGAAAAACGUAAAGGUUUGGAUCUGCCAAUAGGGGGUCCUUCUGGAGAUGGGGCAGCUUUCAAACCGUUCACUGCUAACCCGCCGCCGCCACCCAAGCCCCGAUUUCAGACACGGACUAUUAGAGAUGUGUUACCUGAUAACACUAGAGACAGGUGUAGAAUCUACCCAUCAAUGCAGUCAUCGGGCAAGCUGCAGUUGUCAGCAACGGAAGUAUAUGACUUUACUGCAGAUGACUUGCAGGACUUGGGCGAAAUAGGACGUGGAGCAUUCGGGGCUGUAAAUAAAAUGACACAUAGGAAAACAAACUAUGUAAUGGCUGUGAAACGCAUCCGCUCUACUGUAGACGAGAAAGAGCAGAAGCAACUGUUGAUGGACCUUGAGGUUGUCAUGAAAAGCAAUGACUGUCCCUACAUUGUUCAGUUUUAUGGGGCUCUGUUUAAAGAGGGUGAUUGCUGGAUUUGUAUGGAGUUAAUGGACACGUCGUUAGACAAGUUUUACAAAUUCAUAUGCGAAAGGAUGCAAACUCGAAUACCAGAAAACAUAUUAGCUAAAAUAACACUUGCUACAGUCAAAGCUUUAAAUUAUUUAAAAGAAAAACUUAAAAUUAUUCAUAGGGAUGUAAAGCCCUCCAACAUUCUGCUAGACAGGAGGGGUAAUAUAAAGUUAUGUGAUUUUGGUAUAUCUGGUAAGCUAGUGGACUCGAUAGCGCGUACUCGCGAUGCUGGUUGUCGACCCUAUAUGGCGCCCGAAAGGAUCGACCCAGGCCGCGCUCGCGGCUACGACGUCCGGUCGGACGUGUGGUCACUCGGCAUCACGCUCAUGGAAGUGGCCACCGGCGCCUUCCCCUACCCGCGCUGGGGUUCCGUCUUUGAGCAACUGCAACAGGUGGUACAAGGAGACCCGCCGCGCCUUACCAACAACAACAACUCCUUUUCUAACAAUUUUGUCAAUUUUGUUAAUACUUGCCUCAUCAAAGAAGAAACACAGCGUCCAAAGUACAACAGACUACUCGAGCACCCGUUCAUCAAAGGUAUAGAUCAGAGCAGGAUCGACGUCGCCGAGUAUGUGUGUAAGAUUUUAGACGCCAUGGAACGCAAUGGCGUCAGUCCGUUCACGACCGACCAGCCAGCGCAAGCAUGGGUCGAUUAAAAGUGGCUAUUAUACGAGUUGAUACUAUUGCAGACAUUUCAAAAUUUAACUUUACUCUAUUUAUUUUAUUGAAUAUCAUGAUAUUUUUACUACCAUGAAUUUGAUAUAUUUUUUUGUGAAAAUACUUCACUGGUUUGUUGUUAUUGACAUAAAAGAUCGAACAAUCACGGCUGGCCCCGAACCAGCGACUUUUUCACCAAACUGGGGCUAUCGCUCUACCAACUGAGCUAAGGAACGAGUUGCUAGACCUUAUGAAUUUCUCUAUAUGUAGUAAAUUUAAAAAAAGUCAUUUACUGCAGACAAUUUACAGUCCAUUUUAUUAACUAUCUAUUAUAUUAUUAGUACCAAAGUUACAGAAUAAAAAUAAAGAAAGUAAAAUUAAUAAAUGAAUGAAAUGUCUUCAUUAUACCUGCUAAGUUUACCUGAACUCCCAGGACGUGAAGUUUGCUGAGCCUAACAAGCAGUUCGGAGCCCCAACUGUACCCUAUCAUUUUAAGAACUCUGUUUGACCUCUCGAUUCGCAUUAGUGCGUAAAAGUCCUCUACACUAGCGGCGGCAAACAUGCCCGACGACGAGACAGUAGCAAUACAAACACUAUAUACAAAAUUCGUAGGGAGUUGUACGCCUUCUGAGUACAACUGACCCAUAGGCUACUUGUGUAGAAAGUCUGGCAGUGCUUGCUUUAAUAAGCGUUAUUUUGGUCUGAUGUGAUUGUUACAGAUCUUUGUUUUUUAUUUUGAAGACUUUCUUGCCGUAGCGCCACCUAUGGAUUUUUUUUUGUGUUUUUUCGAUCUUUUUGCCAAUAAUAACAUUGGACUAUACAGUUUAGAAGAAUACAUUAUUCUUGAUUCGGAUUAUUCUUGGGUUAGUAUUCUAUGCCUAAUUUCCGUGGCAAAUUUCAUUAUUUGUUACGGCUCCAUCAGCUCCAUCCACAUUGUACCUGCUCGUGAAUCUGCCUUGAACUAUCUUAUAAGGAUGUAAAGAAAGGCAACAGCGCCUAAGUAUUUAUAUAGUUUAAAAUUCAUACAAACUAUUUUGCUUUUAGUUUUUUACUAGGCACUUUUUUGUAUGUCAAGUGUGACGUAUGCCGCCGCAUCAUUCGGCAGAAGCCCCGAAAAUGUAUAUUAUGUUGUACAAGCACCUAUUAACAAAGUUGUUAUCGCAGCUUUGGUCUAUUAUUAAAUAAAUCAGACCCGUUAUAUUCCGGAAUUUAUUUUUUUUUUUCAAUAAAGGUUAGCUGUACUAAAUCGACGUUGAUAUAAUUGCUACUUUAUGUCUUAUUCUAAAAUUUAUUACAAUUUUACUAAAAAUUAAAUGUAAUUAAACUUAAAGACGUCCAAAGGUCACAUCAAUCCGCAACGUAGGCUUCGUCAGGUAGACACAAAUAUAAAUCAGCAACGGCCAUCAUCACAUUUCUGAAAUAUUAUUGUUUACUAACCAAAUUUAUCAAACACUUCUUCGAACUUUUAUUUUGGAAAUCACUCUAACAAGUUUUUAAGUAUUCUAGUAUAUUUGUUGAAAUUGAAAUGUGACCUCGUAACGCGACCUGGAGACACAAAAAAAGUGGAUUAAAACAUAGUUGCGCAAUAGAGACAUCGUGUGGCUCUAGAACGCUACUAUACCACAAUCGGUAGGAAUACUGUGUAUCUCUAAGACUGUGAUGGAUUAAAUAACACUUCACGAUACUAUUAUAUAAAAUCUCGAAUAUUAACUUAUUUUACACGACAGUAUAUUCGAAUAUAAAUAAUAAUAAUUGCCACGAAAAUUAUAGUGGACACUAACCUGAGAAUCCCUCUCCUUCGCUUGUCCAAUCUCCAGAAGUCAUACUAUAAAUGCACAGUCGUAUGGUAGCAGUGGUCAUAUUGUUGUUUCUUCUUAAUUUGAAGAAUUAUACUCGUUGUGGUAUUUUAAUAAGGUCUAUUUCACACGAGAUUAUUGCCAUUGUAUUUAUUUUUCUAUUGUUGUAAAACUUGUUGUAUUAUAGAGGGUUAUUUGUAAAAUACCAACAAUCUAGCAGGACUAUAUCACUACCAUCACAAAGAACAACUUUGGUUCCAUGACUUUUAAUAACUCAUCAGACUUAACUGUCGUGUUAAAAUAGAUAGCUCUAUAUAAUUUUGUGCGGUAACAAAAGAAAGCACUAGCGUAAAACCAGUCCCAUGUAGAACACAGGAGCAGGGUGAGAGUCUAAUUUACUACCAAAUAGAUUUAAAAAAAUUAGAAACAUAUUUAUCGUAAAUUUAUUAUGUUUUGUUAAGAUUCAUGGAACAAAAGUGUUUAUUUACGACGUUAGUAACAAGUCCAUGCAAGGUUGUCAGUAUUUUAGAAAUAGGCCUAUAUCUUACAUUUGUUUUAUUAAUGAGGUUUAAAAUGUUUACGAUAGUGUCAACGGCAGGCUUGUUAACUUUUCCGUCAUCUUACGCCACUGGUGUGUGCAAGGCAUUUUUUUUUUACAGUCUCCAGUGAGUGAUUUUAUUAUUGGAGAAAUUUUCAGGUUAAUUUUUUCUACCUAAUUUUGGUGGCAAUUUUUAUUAUUUAAAUAUUCUCACAAGUAUAGUAACCUAAAAUAUUAUUUAACGUUUCACCAUAAUGUGCUCGAAUACUUAAAUAAUAAUAUUGCCACCGAAAUUAGAUAGAGAAAAUUAACCUGAAAAUUACCCAUUUCACUUAUCGUUGUGACCUUGACAAAUAAAUCUAGAGGUUGUAUAAUGUAAUCAUAAAAUAACUCCCACUUCACACAUCGGUGGUGAAAAGGGGAAAAUCCACUUUUUAUACACAGGUGGUGAAAGACGGUAGAUAAUGGUACAAGCCCUAAAACAUUAGUGUACGCUAUAAUACAAUUGAAAUUCUUCUUACACCAAUUCACAUAUGCAACGUUAGUGAUGUAUGUUUGAAACUUUAAAUCUUGAAGGCGAGUUUUAUGUUGUAUCCUGGAAUUGUACCAAUGGGAUAAAACACAAACUUUUUGUAAAAUUAUAUGGAGUUAUCAUUGACUUACAAAUAAAAGCCAAUGGGAGUUAUUUGUAAAUUACUAGCAACCAGGACUUAUUUAAACAACUUUUGUUCCUUGACCUAAUAAUUCAUGAGAUUUUAUUUUCGUACAAAAAUAAAAGUAUUCAAAUAGGUCGCUCUGAACGAUGAUGACUCUUUGCGGUAACAAAACAAAGCGCUAGCGUAAUACAAAUUCGAUGCAAAACGCAGGAACGGGGAUGGGGGUCGUCGAGAAGAACGCUUGCACGUUUGAACUUACUACCUUACUAUCAAAUAUAGAUCCAAAA
This is a messenger RNA of Hyposmocoma kahamanoa, 4600 nucleotides long. It is a transcript of the gene Mkk4, whose product is annotated as dual specificity mitogen-activated protein kinase kinase 4-like. Bases 90 to 1322 code for a protein of 410 amino acids. Lineage: Eukaryota; Metazoa; Arthropoda; Insecta; Lepidoptera; Cosmopterigidae. Gene Ontology annotation, molecular function: JUN kinase kinase activity; ATP binding. Gene Ontology annotation, biological process: MAPK cascade; protein phosphorylation. The record is from RefSeq and is a predicted model, not a curated record. The transcript has 8 exons.